Messenger RNA from Melanotaenia boesemani (Boeseman's rainbowfish), 1702 nucleotides. Its product is annotated as TBC1 domain family member 15. Gene Ontology annotation, molecular function: GTPase activator activity. NCBI's taxonomy places the organism in Eukaryota, Metazoa, Chordata, Actinopteri, Atheriniformes, Melanotaeniidae. Gene Ontology annotation, biological process: activation of GTPase activity. The transcript has 10 exons. The record is from RefSeq and is a predicted model, not a curated record. Bases 110 to 1465 code for a protein of 451 amino acids.
GGGGGAAAACAUAAUUAAGGGAGUAGCUAAAAAAAAGAAACUUUAGUAGCGACUUUACUUCAAUGGAAACUUUACUGAAGCUGUGUGUGUGUGGAAGCUCCAUGCACUGAUGGGGGAUCUAAAUAACAACAGCGGGAAGUCGCGGCAGACGACGGGAGAAGAGACGGGCUCUGUCAGGAGGGUAGCAGCAGUGAGCUCUCCUGCUCUGUCCGCUGCACGGCUCACCGUACCCGGAGUCAUGGACGCUGAGGGGAGGGUCGACGAGUCCAGGCUGAGGAUGCACAUCUUCAAAAACAGUGGUGCGUCUCCAUCUGAGCGAGGCCUGGUGUGGCGUUUCCUGUUCGGGAUGUACCCAUGUGGCUCGACUGCUUUGGAGCGCUCUCUUAUGCAGGAGCAAUUUUUUGUACGCUACCAGGUCAUGAAGAGAAAGUGGCAGCAGUUUCUUCCCUCAGCAGUGCAGAUACACCUCAAUGGCACGGAUGCGGAGUUGGUUUCAGCUGUGAGGUACUUUGACCAGAGGGAAACAGAGGUGCACCAGCAGGUGCAGGACCACUCUGAAGAGGUCAGGGAAAGGCUGGCUUUCUUGGAGCUUCAAGCACAGAUAUUAUAUGAGCGGGUCUCAUUUGACCAGGAGGAGCUUCAAGAAGCCAUACGAAUCAUUAACAAGGAUGUGCCCCGAACCAACAGAGAUCUUAGUUACUACCAAAAUGAAGGUUUAGGAAAUCUGUUGGUGUUGAGAGACAUCCUCAUCACUUAUGCUGCUUUCCAUCCAGAGGUUAGUUAUGCCCAGGGCAUGAAUGACCUGUGCAGCCGGUUCCUGGAGGUUCUUGACUCUGAGGUCGACACUUUCUGGAGUUUUUCCUGCUAUAUGGAAAAAUUUUCGAGGGAUUUCAGAGCUGAUGGCCUGCACAGAAAAAUAGAGCUGGAGGCAGCCCUGUUGAAGGAACUAGACCCUCAACUUUAUGCUCAUUUGGUCAAUGACAACAUGGAAAGCUUCACAUUCUGCCACAGGUGGCUACUGCUGGGUUUCCAAAGGGAGUUUGAACACAGCGAUGCACUGCGUUUGUUUGAGAUCCUGAGUUGCGAUCACCUGGAGCUCAUCACACAGCAAGUGGACCGCGCCCGAUACCAGGAAAGACUGGCACAAAAAUACUGCACAGAGGACAGUACGGAACUGCAAGCUUUCAACAACGACUUCACCUUUGAGCUUUUCAUCUGUGCAGCCAUCCUCCUGGAGAACAGAGAGUCUCUGCUGCAGUGCCGAGAUGAUGUCCAGCUCAUCCACUUUACCAGCAGCCUUCAGGGGAAACUGGAUCUGAACAGCACGCUGAGGAAAGCAGAGCACCAUUUCUACAACUACUGCAAGCGCUGCGCAUGGGAUUUUAUGAAUGGGUGCUGCAGAGCAAACAGAAACAAACAGGAGGACUUUUUUUAUCAACUGCGUAGCUUAUUUGUUUUAAGAUAAUAGCUGUUAUUUAAAUACUGCAAGGAACUUUAAUUACAUGACAAAAGACAUUCCUUAUGUGGAAGAAAUAUUGAUAGUUGCUUACCUUAAAAAUGACAAACUAUUGUUGUUUAUUAUUAUUGUACAGUAUUUAUUGUAAUGAAAGCUGGCCAACAACAGAUGAGUUACUUUAUUUAUGUAAAGCACUUUGAAUUGACCUGUACAUGAAAUGUGCUAUACAAAUAAACUGCCUUGCCU